Cyphellophora attinorum is the source of this 1221-nucleotide messenger RNA. RefSeq lists its product as uncharacterized. The transcript has a single exon. The record is from RefSeq and is a predicted model, not a curated record. NCBI's taxonomy places the organism in Eukaryota, Fungi, Ascomycota, Eurotiomycetes, Chaetothyriales, Cyphellophoraceae. Bases 1 to 1221 code for a protein of 406 amino acids.
AUGGGCCUGCUGACGAGGACUUACUGGACUCUGGCGGCUGCCGGAGCGGCGUACAUGCUUGCUCUGAUAGCACUGACUGUACCAAGUAUACAGCGGAAUGCCACUUAUGCCCACAACGUCAAUCCGGCGCGAUGGCAGGAUCUUUCAGAUGUGGAGUACUUCGGACUCAUCAAGCAGCAGGUCCAGCCAUUCACGGUGAAGACAAUCGACGAAGAGAUUCUGUAUUGUUGGCACAUCCUCCCUCUACAUCUGUACAAGGAGCAUCAGUCCACGCUUCAAGCAACGCCGAAACUAGCAGAUUACUCCGUGGCCUCCCAGCAGCCGAAUCUACGCCUCCUUCUCGAGAACCCAGAAGCACGCUUGGUCAUUCUCUUCCAUGGUAAUGCCGCACAUCUGGGAUCGGGCCAUCGUGUUCCAACAUACCAGAAUUUUCUCUCGCUAUCAACCCCCGAGCGGCCCGUCCAUGUCAUUGGGUUUGACUAUCGAGGCUUCGGACUGUCCUCUGGCUCUCCCACAGAGGACGGAGUUAUCUUGGAUGGUGUCACCCUCCUGUCGGCACUGACCGGCCACGACAAGCCGAGCUCACCGACCGACUUCACGGACAAGGUCAUCCAGUCUAUGACCUCGAGCAACAGCACGAUCUCCGCAGACCGCAUCGUCCUCGUCGGUCAGUCGCUCGGCACCUUCGUGUCCUCGGCCACUUACCACGCCUGGACGCUACAGUUGCAGCGACCCGCUCCAAAAGCAUUGGUCCUAUUCGCCAGCUUUCCGUCCCUGCCUAAGUUGCUCGACACCUACAGCAUCAAGGGUCUCACUCCGCCUCUGCUAUCGCCACUCAUAGCCUGGCCAUAUCUCCAAAGCAUAUUCCUUGGGAAGAUAGUGGACAAGUGGGAAACUGUCCGACGACUGACCGAGCUAGUCCGUGCCCCGGACGUGCCCCUUGAUCUUACCAUCAUACAUGCCAAGAACGAUUGGGAGGUACUAUGGGGCAACGGAAGGGAAAAUUGGGAAGCGAUACUGGAAGAAGUCGGCUCAAAGGAAGUGUAUGCAGAAAAGAUCAAGACCGGAGAAGAGGCAUGGACGAGGCUGCGAUGGGAUGGGGGUGCAGCGAAGGUAGUUCGAUGGGAGCUGCUGGAACAUGGUGGCCACAAUAGAUUGACCACAAGCGAGCAGGGCAAGUUGGCGGUUUGGGAGGCAUUGGAUGCGCCGAGACGUGUAUAG